Eruca vesicaria subsp. sativa (arugula) is the source of this 861-nucleotide messenger RNA. NCBI's taxonomy places the organism in Eukaryota, Viridiplantae, Streptophyta, Magnoliopsida, Brassicales, Brassicaceae. The record is from the annotation of a GenBank genome assembly.
AUGGCAAGUUUGAACCUUGGAGCUGCUGCUUCGUUGAUCAACGAGUCUUCCGGCUCCUCCUUAAAACUACGGAUUGGCUUCAGAAAUAAACGGGUUAGACGAGUUGCAGAGAAAUGGAGGUUUCGUGUUCAGCAAAUGUCAGGAAUGGAACAGAUGACCAAACAUGAGCUAGCUCGAUCUGCUAAAAGAAGCGAGUCUUUGAGACAGAUUCUAAAGCAAUAUGGAAUAUCAGUAGAAAGCCCUGAAAAUAAUAAGACUAGUAGUAGUAGACUUGAUGACGACCUGAACUGUCAAGAGAAGCACGACGAUGCUGUUCCUUCUUCUGUCAUAGAUGACUCUGAGACGAACACAACUGAGGAGUUACUUGAUUUAAGCUGGCAAGAGAAACAUGGUAGCAUCACCGAGGAUCUUUCAGAACUAAAACACCACAACUGUAAAGAGAAGCAUGACGCUGUCAUAGAUGACUCUAAAAUGAACACAACUGUGGAAUUAUCUGAUAAUGUGAGCACCACAGGGGAAGUUUCAGGACAACAUCACCACAGGUUUCCCCAUUUAAAAACAGGUGCUUUGUUCACUUCUUCUCUGCUUCCUGUUCUUGGUUUCUGCAUGUUAUGCAUUAUUGGAACGCUACACGCAGUAAUCUCCAGUAAAACGUCACGAGGUCAUCACGACGAUGGCUCCAAAACAACAAGGUGGGAAACCGCAUUGAUGAGUGAAAGGAACGGCGAGCCCGUUGCUUCUGAUGAACAUGACACGUCGCCAGAAUACACAGUCAGUUCAGCGUAUCAUGAAGCUACUAAUGAAGUGGAUGAAGCAUGUAGCAAAGUAGAGCGUGAGUACAAGAGGAAGAACAAAUGUUGA